GUGUAUUUUAUUAUAUCGGUAGAAGGCCAAUCUCUAAAUUAAGCUUACAAAAAGCAUGAGACGAUUACAUAUCGUAGUCCAAAAAAAGGGGGGGGGGGUAGUAGUGGCCAUACUCUAUGUGCCUGUGGUUACAACGGUAGAUGAGAUGUAAAUAAAUGUAAGGAUCAAGCAGGAAUCAAAAAGUUUUGUAUCAGUUUAUAUUUUUAUGCAUUUCUUUAGAAUUCCGGAAUUUUUCCAGAAAGUUUUGACUUUUAUAAAAAUAAAAACAUUUCCGAUCAUGAGAUCAUUAUUAACAUAAUAACAUAUAUUGAAGACAUAUUGUAUUAUUGGGCAUUAAAAUUUGCAAUGGAUCGAGGGAGAGCAAAAUCUACCAUGUCUACAACAGCUGCUGUCGGAUGCAUGAAGACACUUCUGAUGAUUUUUAACUUCAUAUUUUGGGUAACUGGAAUAUCUAUCCUAGCUUUGGGAAUAUGGACCAAAGUGGAUUUGUACAAGUACAUGGAGCUGUCCACGAUAUACUAUAAAGAUUCUCCCUGGAUUCUGAUUGCAGUUGGUGCUUUGAUUGUGAUAGUAGGAUCCUUUGGGUGUUGCUGUACGGCCAAAGGAAAUGUUGUGUUAUUGUACAUGUAUGGACUAUUCCUUGUGCUUGUGUUUGCUGUGGAACUUGGUGCAGGUGCAGCAGGAUUCUUUUACAAAGGAAAGCUUGAACAAGGAUUUAAAGAAGGACUUGAGAAUGCACUGAAACAAUAUGGCAACGGAAAUCAAGCAAUGGAUGAACUACAGACCCAGUUACACUGCUGUGGUAGUAAAAGCUACGUAGACUGGUUCAGCACACCGUGGGAGGAGACGAAGAAUGGCAGUAGAGCUGUUCCGCGCUCUUGCUGUAAAACUGAUGUGUGUAACAACAUGGACGUUAAAGAUGCGAACGUCACAGACAUCAACACGACGGGAUGUUACACUAAAGUUGUGGAUUUCAUGCAAUCAAAUAUGGCUGUUAUUGCUGGAGUGGCAUUUGGUAUUUCUUUUUUCCAGCUUUUGGGGGCAUUACUAGCAUGCUGUUUGGCAAAGCGUGUCAACAAAUCCAAGUAUGAGCAGAUGGCAUAGAGGGCUCAAAGUCAGGACAUAGUGGGCUCAGAUAAAGUCAAGUCAGAAAAAGUUUUUUCUGAAAAUUCUACAAAUGCACAUUGUACUGCUUUAGAUGUUUUGCUACUGAAAUGUGAUCUCAAGAAAAAAAAUGGAAUAUCGUUUUUAAUCAAUUGUCAAAUUUUACUUCAUAGUAGGAUGCUUAUAUUUGUAUGAUAUUCCAAUUAGUAAAACUAUAAUUUCAUACUGAUCGAAUAUGAUCAUGUAGUCUCAUGAAUAUUCUUCAGUGACUUUAGUUGGCUUUUCCAAUAAGGUGCACUUUUUGUUAUAAGUUUAAGAGAUGCUUGCAUCAGACUAAAGACAUUAAAUUAAGGAUAUGUAUUCUUCUCAAACUGAGAAAUACAAGGGAGUGCUAAACGUAAACUUUUCUUAUAAAAGAAAGGUAGAAUUUGAUUCCUGCAUUUUGUGUACUUAAAAGAAUUUGCCCUUUGAUACUACCAAGGAAUCAUUUAAAUUCGUGGUUUGGAAUUUGUUGGAUAUGGACCCACAAAAUCCAAGAGAAUUGAGCCUCCACAAAAUUUAUGAAUUCCUCAGUAUUAUGAAAUUAUUUCCAAAGUUUAAUAUUGAGUUUUUUUGCCCUUUUGAUUUGAAAUGGUUUCAUUAAAAACAGACACAGUAUACAAAGAUUUAAUCUGCUCUAGAUAAAACGUAUACUUUUGAAACCUUAUUUUAUUUGUGUAUGUAGGUAUUUUAUGAAUUUUAUAUUAGUAAACAAAAAAUGGCUACACAAUGACUUUGUGGUAUGACUUUAUUAUACAGACUGUAGAAGGAAGUUUUAUUUUCAUUCUCAAAAUGUAUUUCUGACUAAUGUAUAAAUGAUCUUUAGGGGUUUUUGAAUGCAUUUCAUUUGUUAUUGAAUUGUUAGAAAACCCGAGUGUAACUUUGACCUUUACAAUAACCUUGUUUAGUCUUAUUAUCAAUAUUAAUAUAUUGAUAUGAAUUUGGAUAGAUAUUCCUGUUUUGGGGUUGUUUAGUAAAUUAGUUUAACUGAUUUAUACCAAAGUGAAGUACUAGUAAUCAUUCACCAGUUUAUAUACAGUUUUUUAUUAACAUUUACCUAUUAGAAUUUCUGUUUGAUACAAAAUGACUGUUCUAUUUUUAGAUAUCUUAGAUAUCAUAACACUGUUAACCCAUAUGGAUAUGUACAAUAUCUUUUAUUUUACAGUUUACAUGUUUUUUUUUAUUAACUGAUUUUAUAGAUUUUUGUUGAAUUGUCAGAAAUAGAGUUUAUUUACAUGCUAAAAAUUGCACUUUGUCUUACACAGCCAUGAAAACACUGAAAAUUAGUAUUUAAUGAUGAACAUUUUGAAAAGAAAGUAAGAUUUUUGUGUAAACUGAGUCAAUCCGGUGACUAGUUUUGCUCCGUAUCCGGCAUUAUGGUAAAAAAAUAAUUAAUCAUGAUCAUUUCUUUUACACUAUAAGAGGUAGAGCUUGCAUAAUCUUUGACCUUGUGACCUUAACAUUGACUUUUGACCUGUUUCCAGUUUGCUGUAAUCCGGAGGCAUCGGUGUUUCACAAACACAUCUUGUCUAAUUUGGUAUGAUGCACCUUUUGGACAAGGGGGAUUUAAAUUAAAUUGUAUUUGUAAGAAAAAACUAAAUGCAUAGUCAGGUAGAGCUGGAAGGCCUUUACCAAAAUUGUAAAUUUCAUGAUCCAUGGAAAGAAUUUCUGACUCUGGGAGUGUUUAUAUGUAAAACAUUUAGAUAACAUCUUCUUUAAUGCUAUUGAUGUUGAAUUGAAACUAAAUAGAUAUUUAGAAGGAGCAGGUAGUCCAAAAUUGUAAAUUUUAUUUCCGCAAGGUUAGAGGGUUCUGUACCAGGGUGGGGCUGAAAUGGUCAAGUAAUGAAAUGUCUUUUUUGUUAAAGGGACUGAUUCACAAUUUCCCCCCAAAUUUUGUUUAUCACUUUUAAUGAUUAAAAUCUACUUCUAAUGCAUUUAAAGGGUUUCACAGAAAAAAUGAAGGGUAUACAUUAUCACAGAAGCUCAUUUUAGUGAGUUUAUUAUUUGUUUUGUAAACAAAGAUUGCGGUAUGUUAUUGUUUACUAAGUUUUCAAAAGAAAUGGAUUUUGAUCUAAGUUUAUCAUAUCUAUCACAUUUCAAGUAUUCUUUUAGUAAAAUGUGUCAUCUAAAAGUUUAAUUUGUGAUUGUGUAAACUUAAGGUGCUUUAAAUUUAUACAAAAUUAACAUUUCACUGGUUUGAUUGUAAUUAUGAAAAUACUCGAGUCUUUGUUUACAUAACACAGAGUGAAAGCCAAAAUAUUGCUCUUAACUUUGCAGUUAGGUCAAAUUUUGGCUGUCAGUAUUAAAGGAGUUAUACAGUAUUUUAAAUAUUUCACAUCAAAAUUGAAAAACAUUUUUUCAAAAACGCAAUUCAGUCCCUUUAAUUUUGCUGCAUUGUAAUAUUGUCAGAAUAAAAAAAAACUACCAUCUUGUUUUAUAAGUGGUGCUGAAUAAUAGAAAAUAGUUCAGAUAUACAGAACAGGAAAAUUAUUAAAUGAAUAGCCCUUGGAGCUUGUGAUACCUUUAAUUGAUAUUGAUUUAUUAAGGUGACCAAUAAGGCCUGUGGGCCUCUUUUUUGAAAAUCAUGAUGUUUGUACAGCCAUGAUACUUGUACAGCUGAAUACAACACUCUAGAUCUGUGUGUUUGAUUAUAUGACUCUGGAUCUGUGUUUUUGAUUAUGGUACAUGUAUUGUAAAUUUAAGUAAAUAUUGUGUUUAAUUAUUAAUGUAUGCAUGUGGAAUACGCAAUUUUCUAUUCUCUUUCAUGUUACGGUGUCAGGUGCAUGUAUAUAUAUCAUUGUAUUUUAUAUUUUCUGUGUUUGCAUAAAAUCGCUUUUAGACCGAUUUUUGUUUUUAUGAACAUGUAUCUACCCACCGUAAUGAAAAAAAAACCUAAGUUAAAUUGUAUUGAUAGUUUUAUGAAUACCUUGCUCAAGUUCAAAGAAAGAAAUGUGUUUUCUCUGAAUAAAAUGUUUGGUUAUUCUAUGAUUGCUUUUGAAAUAAAUGAAUUCAAAAUAUAUUUUAAAAAUAGGAAGUGUUGACAUUGCUUUGUAGAUUGUGUAAAGCUGAUACCCAGUGCUGCUUCGUUAGUUGUUUUAAAUAUUUAUAGUUGUUGAACUCUUGAUUAUAUUCUGUUCAGUAUAUAUUGCUGUUAAGUCAUUUUCUCUUGUUAUUCGUUCAAUAAAUAUAUCACUUUAUUUAUAUUAAAA
Messenger RNA from Ostrea edulis (European flat oyster), 4352 nucleotides. RefSeq names its product tetraspanin-7-like. Gene Ontology annotation, cellular component: membrane. NCBI's taxonomy places the organism in Eukaryota, Metazoa, Mollusca, Bivalvia, Ostreida, Ostreidae. The transcript has 7 exons. The record is from RefSeq and is a predicted model, not a curated record. Bases 346 to 1104 code for a protein of 252 amino acids.